Messenger RNA from Phytomonas sp. EM1, 267 nucleotides. NCBI's taxonomy places the organism in Eukaryota, Euglenozoa, Kinetoplastea, Trypanosomatida, Trypanosomatidae. The record is from the annotation of a GenBank genome assembly.
AUGUUUCGAAGUCGAGUUUUAGGAACCACUGGAUUCAAACUAAAUUCGCCCCCAGCUUAUAACAAAAAAGUACAGUACAGUACGACCACAGCGUAUGUGAAGGAAGAAACGGUGAAACGAGAAACCCCUGAGUUGACACGGCAGAAGGAUGGAGACAGGUUCCAUCCCCAACAGGAGGAACAAUUUCCAACUCGCCACAAAGGUAGGUUCAAACACUCUUCAUCAUGGCCAAAGGGCCUGAGCAAGGGACGAAGACACCAUUUCUAG